Molecule: messenger RNA, 1656 nt
Organism: Culicoides brevitarsis
Lineage: Eukaryota; Metazoa; Arthropoda; Insecta; Diptera; Ceratopogonidae
Product: zinc finger protein 761-like
Exons: 2
Coding region: 37-1656 (539 amino acids)
Biological process (GO): regulation of transcription by RNA polymerase II
Cellular component (GO): nucleus
Molecular function (GO): RNA polymerase II transcription regulatory region sequence-specific DNA binding; DNA-binding transcription factor activity, RNA polymerase II-specific; zinc ion binding
Source: RefSeq, a predicted model, not a curated record
AUUUUAAUGAAUUAAAAAGAAAAUCUCUUAUUAAAAAUGACUCACGACACAAAAAAUUGUCGUUUAUGUCUCUGUAAAUGCGAAAAUCCCCGAGAUUUGCUGGUAGAAACGACUUUUGCCUCAAAAGUCAUGGAAAUUCUCCCCAAAGUUCAAAUUUCUCCGGAAAAUGGCUUCUCAAACAUGAUUUGUGACUUUUGCUACAACACAGUUGAACAGUUUUACGGAUUUUAUGAGCUCGUAAAUACAAACCAAGAAGCUUUGAUGAGCGUUGAAAUCCACGAAAUGAAGGAAGAGAUUUUUGCUGUUCCAAUUGAGGCUCCUGUAGAUGUAAAAAUCCACGAAGAUCUCGAUGAACGAGGAUGGUUUGAUAAAGUUGAAGCUCCUUUGAUUGAACCGCCGUUGGAAGAAAUUCGUAAAAUUGCUGAAAAAUCAAAGAAAAAAGUUGCAAAAGAUAAAAAACCUAAAGUUGUCGUCGAAGCGCUUGAAAAUUUGGAUUAUUUCGAGUUAAUUAAACUUCCGCCGUCUUAUACUUGCAGCUUUGUAUGUCCUUUGUGUCCCAAGAGAUCAACUGAGAGAUUCGGUACAAAGCAAGAACUUCAAUCGCACAUCAUGGAAAAGCACAAGAAUCGUUCAAGCGAAGCAAAAUUAGAGGAUUUGCACGUUCAAUGCGACAUUUGCAACAAGCCCGUGAAAAAAUUCCAUCAAAAUCCGGAUCACAAAUAUUUCCAUUACGGCAUAAAACCUUACAAAUGUGAUCUUUGUGACUUUGAAUCUCACACAAGAAGCACUUUGAGGGGUCAUAUGCGACAAUUACAUUCCACAUUAGCCAAACAUAUCGUUUGUUUUUAUUGCCGGAUCGAGUUUGGAUCAACUUUCGCCCGUAAUGAGCAUGUUUUGAAGGCCCAUCCCGACCAAUUGAUGACUUGUGACUUUUGCGGCGAGAAAUUACUCGGUCGAUAUUGGGCGAAAUUGCAUUUUACCAAACAUAUCGAUGAAAAAUUGACCAUCGAGUGUGAAAGAUGUCCCGGCGGUGUGAGAUUUCACAGCGAAAAGGUCCUGCAACUGCAUCGAAAGCAGCAUUUACGCGAAGAUAAGACACGAAAACGGUUCGCUUGUAAUUUGUGUGAACGAAAAUUCAACAGUGAAGCCGCCUUUGAGCGUCAUUUGCGGUAUCAUGCCAAGGGACACAUGGUUGCGUGUCAUAUUUGCGGUAAAACGGUGCAAACCAACUCUUAUUUGCAGAUGAAAUCUCACGCGAGGACACAUAAAAAAGUUGAAGUUCAGGAAUUCAAGUGCGAAAAAUGCGAUGAGGUGUUCCAAAGUCGCUACAAACUCACAAGACACGGAAAUGUCGUUCAUAAUCUCAAUCAGGUCACUUGUCAUUUGUGUGGAAAGGUAUUUGCGGAGCAAGAUUUGAAACGACAUUUGGUUUAUUGCAAUGCGGGCGAGCUGAAAUGUCGUCAUUGCCCGAUGACAUUCACGAAAGAGUCCGCGAGACAAUUGCACAACAAUAAAUUCCAUACGGGAUUCAAAUGUCGACGGUGCAACAUCGUUUUUGAGAAUCGAACGCAAAUGGAUGCGCAUCAGAGGUACGACGAGUAUCACGUAAGCACUAAAAGUAAGAAAAAUAUCGUCAAAAAAGAAAAACGGAAAUAA